This is a messenger RNA of Pristis pectinata (smalltooth sawfish), 820 nucleotides long. It is a transcript of the gene blvrb, whose product is annotated as biliverdin reductase B. Bases 120 to 737 code for a protein of 205 amino acids. The record is from RefSeq and is a predicted model, not a curated record. The transcript has 5 exons. Lineage: Eukaryota; Metazoa; Chordata; Chondrichthyes; Rhinopristiformes; Pristidae.
CAGCAGACGCCGCGGGGAGAGGCCAGAGUCCAGCGGGCGCUGGGAGGAGCCUCGCCCGGAAGGCGAAGAUAAAACCGCGGAGAGGGGGUGGAGGGAGGAGAGGUCCCAGCGGCGCCACCAUGGGCAGGAAGGUCGUGAUCUUCGGCUCCACCGGGAUGACGGGGCUCGCCACCCUGUCGCAGGCCGUCGCUGCAGGUCACGAGGUGACAGUUCUGGUCCGUGACCCUGCCAAACUGCCGGCAGAACACAAGGGGAUAAAUGUCAUCGUUGGCGAUGUCCUGAAUAAGGAAGAUGUCCAGAAGGCCGUCAAAGGACAAGAUGGGGUCAUCGUCGUUCUGGGAACCAGGAAUGAUCUGAGCCCCACGACGAUGAUGUCCGAGGGAACCAGAAACAUUAUUGAAGCAAUGAAGGCCCACAAUGUGAGGAAGGUUGUGGGCUGCAUGUCAACAUUCCUGUUAUGGGAUGAAGCCAAGAUUCCGCCACGCCUCCUGGAGGUGACCAAAGACCACCAGAGGAUGUAUGAAGUGCUGAAGGACUCUGGGCUUGACUACGUGGCUGUGUUUCCACCUCACAUUGAUGACAAUCUCCCUCUGACAGGGAAUUACGCAGUGUCAGUCGGUCAAAGGGGAGGCCGAGUCAUCUCCAAACAUGACUUGGGACACUUCUUCGUCAGGUGUCUUACAACCUCUGAGUACGACGGGAAGUUCGUCUGUGUUUCAGGCACUUACCAGUCCUAGUGACGCCAACAAACAGGGAAUGGGUGGUGCUCUGCCGUGUUAGCAUGUCUCAACAGAAUGAUAAAUAAAACAUCUAAAUCCAC